CAAAAAUUCUAGGCUUAAGAGAAAAGGUCGAUGAAGUAAACAAUACUCAUGGUGAAUUGUCCAAGGAACUCCAAUCUGUCCAAGGUCAACUGGUAACCGAGAGAUCAAGAAUCUUUAAAUUGGAGCCAAAGUGGAAUGAUGCACUUCUUGAGAUGUUUACAAUCAAUUACAUCGGUACUUCUCCAUACAUCACCUGUUUGCCUUCGCUCUAUCAUCAUCAAGUCAGCCCAAGGGACAAGUUCUUGAUAUUGUCUUCAGAUGGACUCUAUCAAUACUUCACCUAUGAAGAAGCUGUAUCCGAAGUUGAGUUAUUGAUCGCUGCAUUUCCCAAAGGAGAUCCUGCACAACAUCUCAUAAAGCUGGUAUUGACUUCCAUGAGUUGUUUGAUAUCCCACAAGUAAGAAUGGUCUCAUUCUGAAUGACCAAUAUCUGAUUUUCUGGCAGAAAGAUGUGGUUCGUUCUGAACCAUGAAAAGGUUAGAAAUGUGUUGAUGACACAAAAUAGUUAGACCAAGGUGCUAGAAAUGAUUAUAGUAGCAAUUUUUGCUAUGGUGGUUUUGGCUUCUUAUUAUGUUGCCGGUUAUUGUAAAGUUUUUUAUGUUUACAUCUGCAGCAAGUUCAUGUAACACUUACACCAAAACCUUCUCUGGGGUUGAUGGAGCUAGAAAGCGAUUAGCAGAUGGAGUGAGUCUUGAUAUGUGUUCCAUUUAUACGUAUAUGAC
Pistacia vera is the source of this 721-nucleotide messenger RNA. RefSeq names its product probable protein phosphatase 2C 36. The coding region runs from base 153 to 401 and encodes 82 amino acids. The record is from RefSeq and is a predicted model, not a curated record. NCBI's taxonomy places the organism in Eukaryota, Viridiplantae, Streptophyta, Magnoliopsida, Sapindales, Anacardiaceae. The transcript is spliced from 4 exons.